Messenger RNA from Oncorhynchus mykiss (rainbow trout), 1172 nucleotides. Its product is annotated as sperm acrosome membrane-associated protein 4. Gene Ontology annotation, cellular component: membrane. The record is from RefSeq and is a predicted model, not a curated record. Gene Ontology annotation, biological process: sperm-egg recognition. NCBI's taxonomy places the organism in Eukaryota, Metazoa, Chordata, Actinopteri, Salmoniformes, Salmonidae.
AGAAAAAAAGGUUUUAAAACGGUUUCUGUUGUUAUGUGUCCUAAUGAACACAUCCCUGCUGGGCGUGCGACUCUUCUUCAGGCACAGUCGGCCCAAGAUGUGUUUCAUAAACACAGGACCAGGGAAAAUGGCAUCGCAGAGAAAACACAGGUUGAACACUCCCCAACCCCUGGCUCCAGCAGCCUGCCUCUGUGUCCUCCUAGUCCUAACUGUGGCAGCCACGGGCAGUUAUAUUCCUAGUACCAGUCUGCUGUGUAACUUCUGCCCUCUACAGCACAAAGGAAGGUCCUGCAGUAACGAUUCCACCACUGAGUGUCUCCCGCAAGAGCGCUGUGGUACUAGCAGUGGGCGUUUCGGUUCCACUCACAUCCUGUCUGCACAGGGCUGCUUGACCCCUGACCUCUGUAACUCCACCCAUGCCGUGACCUACCGAGGGGUCAGCUAUAAUGUGACAUACAGGUGUUGUUGUAGGGACAAGUGUAACCAGCCUCCAGCCCCUGACACCUACAUUAAGAGUCUGUUAGGAGUGACGUUGGGGCACAGUGAGAAGCCGCCUCCUUCCGCAACGGACCCUCUGCAUAGAUGCCCUGGAGAUGAGGACGUGGCGGAGGAUGAAGCCGUGGCUUCGCUACACGGAGAAAACGACAUAACUUCCAUCUAUAAAGUCCUCUCAGAUCUCCAGGAGUGGCUAAAGAGUAGCGGCUAGGGGUCCGUCUGGAAUUCAGCCAUACUUGUCACUGGGGGACGGGCCUGUUAGCCACAGUCCCUGUCCCCCCACCCUCAUGCAAGGGAUGGGCCUGUUAGCCACAGUCCCUGUCCCCCCACCAUCAUGCAAGGGAUGGGCCUGUUAGCCACAGUCCCUGUCCCCACCCUCAUGCAAGGGAUGACACUUAUUCAAGUAGAUGUUUUAUUUCCAGUGUAAAAUGUGCUUAUUUAUUCAAUUAUUUGUAAUAACUGACGUAAAGUGUAAUCUGUUUUUAGUGAUGUUGCAAUAUUGACUUGUGGUAAAAGCUGUAGUUCUCAGUGUGGUAGCUGGUGAAUGGCGUGAAUACAGAAAGCAUGUUGAAGUAACUGUCUAGUGUCUCCAGGUUUCUAUGAAAUAUUACAAUGAGUGAAAUAAUGUUCCUUCCAAAACAAUGGGGUAUUAAAGAACCAGUGCAGUGAAAAAGAAA